AUGACGUUACUGGAACGUCUCAGAGAUUUCGAUGCGUACACCAAGCCGCUGGAUGAUUUCCGUGUUCGGACGUUCGCUGGCGGAGCUGUUACUCUAUUAACUAGCGCUAUGAUCAUAUUUAUGUUCGUGUCAGAAGUGCUGUCGUUUUUAUCGGUGGAUAUAGUUGAACAGCUUUAUGUGGAUUCUUCACCUGCUGAGCAGCGAGUCGAUGUUAAUUUUGACAUCACAUUCCCUCGUUUACCUUGUUCUGUGAUAACAGUUGAUGUGAUGGAUUUAAGUGGUGAUAAUCAGGAUGAUAUCAAAGACGAUGUAUAUAAAAUAAGUUUGUUAGAUGGAAAAGAAGGAAAUGGGGUCAGGCAAGGAGUGAAUAUUAAUACGACCACGGUAUCAUCAUCCCCUACCUCUCAAGUUUUGUGUGGUAGUUGUUAUGGAGCAAAAGACGGAUGUUGCAAUACGUGUGAAGAGGUGAAGGAUGCAUACAUUGAAAAAGGAUGGGAAUUAGUCAAUAUUGAAACUGUUGAGCAAUGUAAAAGCGAUUCAUGGAUAAAGAAAAUGAACGAAAAUAAAAAUGAAGGUUGUCGAAUUUAUGGCAAGGUCCAAGUCGCUAAGGUUGCUGGUAAUUUCCACAUUGCGCCCGGUGAUCCACUCAGAGCCCAUCGAUCUCAUUUUCAUGAUUUACAUUCACUUCCACCGUCAAAAUUCGAUACGAGUCACACAAUCAAUCAUUUUUCUUUUGGGAAUUCAUUUCCGGGAAAGAUUUAUCCAUUGGAUGGAAAGUUCUUCGGAUCUGCAAAAGAUUCAAAUGGUAUAAUGUAUCAGUAUCAUCUAAAAUUGGUACCAACUUCAUAUGUUUUUUUGGAUUCUUCGCAGAAUAUCUUCAGUCAUCUUUUCUCUGUUACUACAUACCAAAAAGAUAUAUCUCAAGGAGCGUCCGGUUUACCUGGUUUUUUCGUACAAUACGAAUUUUCACCGUUGAUGGUCAAAUAUGAGGAAAGGCGACAGAGCCUCUCUACAUUCCUUGUAUCAAUAUGUGCAAUUAUUGGUGGUAUUUUCACGGUUGCAAGCUUGAUCGAUGCAUUCAUUUAUCGUUCGGGACGAAUUAUUAGCCAGAAGAUUGCGCUUAAUAAAUAUACAUAG
Messenger RNA from Cercopithifilaria johnstoni, 1137 nucleotides. NCBI's taxonomy places the organism in Eukaryota, Metazoa, Nematoda, Chromadorea, Rhabditida, Onchocercidae. The record is from the annotation of a GenBank genome assembly.